AUGGAACAACAACUGAAGACUGAAUUGAAGAAUGAAUUAGAUCUUGAUGAUAUAGUUAAUAUCGAAUCCAUGUUUAUAGAGUUUGGUAGAGAAGAUGGAAUAAAAGAAGGAAUAAAAUCAGGAAAAUUUGAAGGUCAUUUACUAGGUUGUGAAAAAGGUUAUGAAAUAUCACAAGAAAUUGGAUUUUAUGAUGGUGUAGCUGAAAUGUGGUUAAAAAUACUUGUUGAUAAAAGAUGGGAUAUAACUAAAAAGUCAAUAAAUGAAAGAAUAGUGAAACAAUUAAUAUCAUUAAGAGAAAUAAUUUCAUUAUUUCCAAAAGAAAAUCAACAAAAUAUUGAAUUUAUAGAAUUAUUAAAUAAAAUUAGAUCAAAAUACAAG
Funneliformis mosseae is the source of this 378-nucleotide messenger RNA. The record is from the annotation of a GenBank genome assembly. NCBI's taxonomy places the organism in Eukaryota, Fungi, Glomeromycota, Glomeromycetes, Glomerales, Glomeraceae.